AUGUGGCCCCUGCUCGCCUUCUCCAGCCUGCUGACGGCCGCAGUGGCUCAGCAUGGUGACAAAUCUCUGGGGGGCGAGGAGUGUGCACCCCACUCCCAGCCGUGGCAGGUGGCUCUCUUCGAACGCGGACGCUUCAACUGCGGUGCCUCCCUCAUCGCCUCCUACUGGGUGCUGUCCGCCGCCCACUGCCAGACCCGUUUCAUGCGGGCGCGCCUGGGCGAGCACAACCUGCGCAAGCACGACGGCCCGGAGCAGCUGCUGCCUAUUUCACGCAUCAUCCCGCACCCGGCGUACGAGGCGCGCAGCCACCUCCACGACGUCAUGCUGCUGCGGCUCGCCCGACCCGCGCACCAGACCCGCCAAGUGAGACCCGUGCGGCUCCCCACGCGCUGCCCCUACCCAGGCGAGGCCUGCCUGGUGUCCGGGUGGGGCCUGGUGUCCGACAACAGGCCGGAGACCACAGGGCGCCCCGGACCGCAAGUGAGCCUCCCGGACACGUUGCAUUGUGCCAACAUCAGCAUUAUCUCCACGGCAGCUUGUAACAAGGAGUACCCAGGGCGCCUGAGGGACACCAUGGUGUGUGCAGGCGUGGCGGGUGGAGGCACGGACUCCUGUGAGGGUGACUCCGGGGGACCCCUGGUUUGUGGGGGCAUCCUGCAGGGCAUUGUGUCCUGGGGUGAUGUCCCUUGUGACACCACCACCAAGCCCGGCGUCUAUACCAAAGUCUGCCACUACGUGGAUUGGAUCAGAGAAACCAUGAAAAAGAACUGA
Choloepus didactylus (southern two-toed sloth) is the source of this 771-nucleotide messenger RNA. RefSeq names its product kallikrein related peptidase 15 (gene KLK15). The transcript has 5 exons. Bases 1 to 771 code for a protein of 256 amino acids. Gene Ontology annotation, molecular function: serine-type endopeptidase activity. The record is from RefSeq and is a predicted model, not a curated record. Lineage: Eukaryota; Metazoa; Chordata; Mammalia; Pilosa; Megalonychidae. Gene Ontology annotation, biological process: proteolysis.